Rhodotorula graminis WP1 is the source of this 1663-nucleotide messenger RNA. Its product is annotated as glycosyltransferase family 33 protein. The record is from RefSeq and is a predicted model, not a curated record. Gene Ontology annotation, cellular component: endoplasmic reticulum. The transcript has 9 exons. The coding region runs from base 1 to 1560 and encodes 519 amino acids. Gene Ontology annotation, molecular function: mannosyltransferase activity. Lineage: Eukaryota; Fungi; Basidiomycota; Microbotryomycetes; Sporidiobolales; Sporidiobolaceae.
AUGCUCAUCCUCGAGCCCCUCUUGGCCACCUUGGCCGGCGGCCUCUCGCUCCUCAUGCUCUUCCGCCGGAUCCGCGCCUCUCGCCCCUCUCUCACCCCCAAGUCGGUCGCACUCGUCGUCCUCGGCGACAUUGGUCGCAGUCCGCGCAUGCUGUACCACGCUCAGAGCUUUGCCCGUCACGGCUACACGACCCACAUCGUCGCCUACCGCGGCUCGACCCCGCCAAAGGACCUCGCAGACGACCCGCACGUCCGCUUCGUCUACCUCGAGACACCCGCCGCUUGGGUCAGCUCCCUCCCGAGACCCCUCUUCGUCCUCUUCCUCCCGCUCAAGGUCGCCGCCGGCGCGUGGUCCCUCCUGCGCGCCCUCAUCGCCAUCCCCGUCGCGCCCGCUUUCCUCUUCGUCCAGAACCCGCCGGCAAUCCCGACCCUCGCCAUCGUCAAGGUCGCCGCCCUCGUGCGCGGCAGCAGGGUCAUCAUCGACUGGCACAACACGGGCUACUCGGUUCUUGCCCUGCGACUCGGCGAGCGACACCCUGUCGUGCGGCUCGCAAAGUUCCUCGAGCUCCUGUUCGGUCGAUCGGCACACCUGCACGUGUGCGUGUCGGACGCCAUGAAGGCGCAGCUCGUCGACGAGGCAAAGCUGCGAGGUCGAGUCGUCACGUUUCACGAUCGUCCACCUGCUGCGUUCCGCCGCCAGACAGAUCAAGAAGCCCACGAGCUCUUCCGCCGCCUGCCCGUCCUCUCGUCCAUUACCUUCCCCUCGACGACCUUGCGCUCGCCACACCCGGGCGGCACCCUCUUCACGACGCCGACGGGCCACCUCGCCUCGCCGCGCCCGGCCAUCCUCGUCUCGGCUACCUCCUGGACGCUCGACGAGGACUUUUCGAUCCUGCUCGCCGCCCUGUCGACGUACGAGCGCGCUGCGGCCUCGCUCGCGACGGGCGAGGGCGCGGUCCCGCCUGUGCUUCGGCUCGCCGAGACGGGCACGAGGAGGGAGAGGCGGUUGCCGCCUGUCGUGGUGCUCGUCACGGGCAAGGGGGCGGCCAAGAAGGCGUUCGAGAGGGAGGUCGAGAGGAGGGAGAGGAGCGAGGGGUGGGAGUGGGUCAGGGUCAGGACGGCGUGGCUCGAGAGGGAGGACUACCCGAGGCUGCUCGGGAGCGCCGACCUCGGCGUAUCGCUGCACACGAGCACGAGCGGCAUCGACCUCCCGAUGAAGGUCGUCGACAUGUUCGGGUGCGGCCUGCCCGUCGUCGCGCUCGACUUUCCCUGCGUCGGCGAGCUCGUGCAGGACGGCAUCAACGGGCGCACGUUCCGCGACGCCGACGACCUCGCCGACCGCCUCAUUACCCUCCUCCAGGCACACCCGCAGCCCUUCCCCUCGGACCUCGACGUCCUCCGAGCAGGCAUCGCCGAGGCGCACUACGGCGCUCCCGUCGCUCGACGAGACGAGGGUAUGCACGUGGACGGCGAGGGCGAGGACGAGCGGGCGGCGCUGGCGAGGUGGGGCAGCUGGGAGGAGAGCUGGGACCGGAUCGUCAAGCCUUUGCUCGCGCCCUGAGCGUCGAGGAGGUGCUCUCUUUCUCGCGUUGUCUAGAUCUCUGUAGCCUCUCUGUGCAAGUGUAUGGAAUGCGGGCGUGUCUGUACAUUGCUCGUCCACUUCU